Messenger RNA from Puntigrus tetrazona (Sumatra barb), 1722 nucleotides. It is a transcript of the gene elovl8a, whose product is annotated as ELOVL fatty acid elongase 8a. The coding region runs from base 477 to 1232 and encodes 251 amino acids. The transcript is spliced from 8 exons. Gene Ontology annotation, cellular component: endoplasmic reticulum membrane. The record is from RefSeq and is a predicted model, not a curated record. Gene Ontology annotation, biological process: fatty acid elongation, monounsaturated fatty acid; fatty acid elongation, saturated fatty acid; fatty acid elongation, polyunsaturated fatty acid. Lineage: Eukaryota; Metazoa; Chordata; Actinopteri; Cypriniformes; Cyprinidae. Gene Ontology annotation, molecular function: fatty acid elongase activity.
CUGGGCAACGCUCAAAAUAGCUGUUGGUAAAGAAUAAAGUUAUCCGGGGGAUUUUGGUAAUCCGUCUUGUGGAGGAUGCCAUGUGUAAACGUCUUAACUCCUCAUUGAGCCACUGAUUUAUGCUGAACGAGAGCUCGGUGUCGUAAUUCCGUUGAUAACAACAUGUUUUGUCUCUCGUGGAGCUAAAAUAGCUAUCAUAAUUGACAUUUUUACCCAGUUAGGCUACUCCUUUCGCUGCAAAAGUCACACCCUUCAAAGAAGCCUCGCGCUGUUCCCGCAUUCAACCGAUGGAUGGCGCUGUUCGGGCAUUACUGAAUGAACACCGGGCGUAAUGGUGUCUGUAUCCCCGUCGACAUGGCAGAGGAUCCAGAUAUUUCACCAGUGGGUCCUAGAAAACGGAGGCUGCAUUUAAGAAAGCAGUAUGAAAUACUUUGAUAAAGCACUUUAACAGCUACAUCGGGUAAUAUAACGAGCUAAUGAAACUCGUUCCAACAGACAAGAGGACAGAUGGAUGGCUUUUGGUUUACUCUCCUCUGUCUGUCGGUGGGAUCUUCCUGUUUUACCUGGUCAUCGUCUGGCUUGGUCCCAAACUGAUGUCUUACAGAGAACCAGUCAACAUCAAAGCUCUCCUUAUUAUUUACAAUUUUUCCAUGGUGUGCCUUUCUGCUUACAUGUUUUAUGAGUUCACAGCAUCUUCUUGGUUUGCGAAUUACAGUUUGGUUUGUCAGCCUGUCGACUACUCUGAAACACCAUUGGCAAUGAGGAUGGCCAGAGUGUGCUGGUGGUUCUACUUCUCCAAAGUCAUUGAACUUACCGAUACAGUGUUCUUCAUUCUGAGGAAGAAGAAUAAUCAACUGACCUUUUUGCAUGUUUAUCAUCAUGGCACCAUGAUUUUCAACUGGUGGGCGGGGGUCAAGUAUGUUGCGGGAGGGCAGUCGUUCUUUAUUGGCCUCAUAAAUUCUUUUGUUCACGUGGUGAUGUACAUGUACUAUGGCCUGGCAGCACUGGGCCAGCGAAUGCAUAAGUACUUGUGGUGGAAACACUACCUUACUUCGCUUCAGCUGCUCCAGUUCUUCAUUGUGACCAUUCACACUGCAGUUAACCUCUUUGCUGACUGUGACUUUCCUGACUCCAUGAAUAUUAUAGUGCUCGGAUAUGCCUUCAGCCUGAUCGGUUUGUUUAGUAACUUUUAUUAUCAGAACUAUAUUUCCAAGAAGACCAAGGUGGCAUGAUAGCAUGAAGAUUAAAAUAUAUUAUAUACUAUGACUGUCUGAAUAAAACGGUGCCAUCCAUUGAUCCCCAAUGUGGCGACUGAGACCGUCUUAAGGACUCUGUUUAUCUCAGAUCCAUUUGUCUGUGUAUACUCCCCUCCUCCAAACAGAGUCCAUACAAUCUCCACACUCCCAUCCCCCUCUGGUCAUUAGGGAUUGAGACCCUGCAACGCUCUAGUGAUCUGGCCAAAUUGAAAUAAACCCGAGUCCACCUUCUGCUCCUCACUCACUUAUUUAUCUAAUCUCCCACUGUGACACUUCAUUUGUUUUACCACUCAUUGGAUCAGGUCAGCCAAUCACAGUGUAGCUGGGGGGAGUGGUUUAUUUGGAGCCCUACCUUCUCUACAUCUGCCCUCUUCUAUCAGUCCUUAAACCUAUACCUUUUUAAAAUACAGUUUGUUAUAUACAUGUAUGUAUAUCCCAAAUAAAAGUUAUUUUUCUUUUUUUUUUU